GCGGCGUACAGAGGUGGCGCGUUGCCGCGCGCUAGCCGGCAGUGGACCUGAACCGCCUCACGUGCUCGCGCUCGUCUCGGGCCUCCAGCGCACCGCGGGCGGCGCCGCCUCCCUGAGAAGACCGCGGACUCAGCAUCGGCGCGAAUGGAGGCGAGGGAGUCGGAGCCAGCCGCACUGGCGGCGGCUGCACCGACACCAGAUAGCUCUGCGCCCGCGCUACCUGAUUGGCUGACGACGGCGUUCCUGCAGGAGGCGCUGGCGGGGGCGACUGGCGAAGGCGAAAGCGGGGCCCUGCGCGUGAAGGACUUCCACGCAGAGAACGCUGUGGGCAAGGGCGACAACUACGCCAGCCUCAUGUUGCGUGUGCACGUAGACGUGGUGGAGACAACUGCUCAAGGGGAGCGACCCUCGCAGCGCAGCCUCAUCGUGAAGAGCAAGCCGCUCGUCGAGAUGUCGCGCGCGUGGGUGGAGAAGACGUUGCUGUUCCCCAAGGAGCAGCGCAUGUACCGAGAGACGCUGCCGCGCAUGCAGCGCCUGUUGGACGGGCCCCUGCGCGGACGGCCCUUCGCCCGCCUCACCCCGCGCGCCCUCCUCAACCGCACCGACGGCAUCCUGGUAUUUGAGGACUUGCGCGACCAGGGCUUCAAGAUGGUGAGCCGUCAGUGCGGCAUGGACCUCGAACACUGCCUGAUGUUGAUGAAGGCCCUGGGGUUGUUCCACGCCAUGUCGCUAGUGAUCCACGAAGAAGACCCCGUGAGCGUAGUUUACGAAGAGUCCUUUUACACAGAAGCUACGCGCUCAGACUUCGAAUUCUUCAUGCCCAAGUCCCUCAACAGCCUCGCCGAGCACGUGGACGGCUGGCAGGGCUUCGAGCACUACGCCGACAAACUCAGGGAGUUCGGGAAGACCAUCUUUGGAGUCAUGAUGAACAUUUUCGCGGAGACCGAAGAAAGAUUCAAAGUGCUGAAUCACGGAGACUGCUGGGUUAAUAACACGUUGUUCAAGUAUUCGGAAAGUGGAGAACCUGUGGAUAUUCGCUUUGUGGAUUUUCAGGUUCUGAAGCAGCUGGGCUGCGAGCACCGCGCGGUGUCGUGGGAGGAGCUGCAGCAGGAGAUGAAGCGCGUCAUGCCCUUCGGAGUGAUGUCGUCGUGCAACCUGCUGGCCAUCGUGUUGGCAGACCCCAGCGAAGCCAUGGAAUUCGAAGGCAUCACUGAGGAGGAGGUGCGCAGCGGAGAGGUCGACAUCUUCGCCAAGACCUUGGCCGGCAAAACCUUUGCCAAAGCGUUGCGCCUCCUGCUGCCGUACUUCGAGAAGCAGGGGGCAUUGUGAUCGUGAUACUUAGUUUGUUGUCAGUGUUGGAAAUACAAGACUUGUGGAACAAAAGAAACAAUGACGACAAAAGUGAUGUCCAAAAAUAUCUGUUAGUAUAUCAGAAGUUUUUUAUUUAUCUUUGUAAUAAUGAAAGAGAGAGACCAGUUAUAUUUCGUGAGACAUUAUUCUGGCAGGUAUAAACAAGAACGCUGCCGUCUUCUAAUGUUUUAUAGUGCCCGUUGAUGAUGUUGAGUCCUCACUCAAUGGAAGAAAGAGUAAACAAGGAACUGAAAAACUAGUCUUGAACGAUAAAUAUUUCUUCAACAACCAUGAUUGUGGGAGAGCACGCAAAAGUGUUUUCGUGGAAUUAUUUUUGUUCAAUUCAAUUUCAACGAACUAAACGAACUUGUACCUUUUACUGUAUUUCUCUAACUCUGACUAAAUAUUUAAGACGUGAGUUCUUAAAUGAUAACUGUUCUUAAUAGAGCUACUACAGCUUAAAUGAGAAUAUAACAUCCUGGAAUGGUGAUUGACUGAUUACGAAUUGUUCAAGAGAAUAUAAUUACAAUUUAGGACAACAUAAAGAACAAAUGUCUAACGCAAUGCAAUCGUCAAUUACGUUUUGUCAAACCAACACUUGCUGGAGAGUUCUAUUUUUAAAAUCCUAUGCCUGGGAAUACUAUCUUUGACGAAGAUGACUUAAGCUUUCAUUUUCAUCUUCACAAUUUCCUUAAUUAAAAACGAUUGAACUUAAAAUGUAUCUGCAUCUCGUUAGAAAAAGAAAAAUAUUAAAAAAGAGUUGAUAAAAUUACUGAAAUAUUACCAUAUAGAUUUCAACUAUUAGCUUAUACACAAGUUACCUAUUAUAUAUUGGCGAUUCCCAAUUUUUAGAUGGUUCAAUUAUUUUUUAUUCAGAAUGACAGAAAAUAUUUAAGUCAACUCUUAGCAAUUCUUAAGCAAAAAAUGAGAGUUAAAUAUUUACAUUGCUUAAUACUACAUGCCUACUAUUAUUUGAGUUUACAUUGAUUUUAAGAUAAAACAAUUUAAUUGUAAAUAUAAAUAAAUUAAUGGGAUGUUUCGGAGAAAUUUAAUCACGAAUGUAAAAAUUGACGUAUUUUACAACAAAUAUUUUUGCAAAACUCGGAGCUCUGAAAACUGUGACAUGCUUUUAUUGAUAAAACCCAUAUGUCUAAAUGUAUAUUUGUUUUAUUUUUAUAGAAAAUGUAAAAAAUUAUAAUAAAAAUAUAAAAUUGACCAGUACUAUUAAAGUAAUGUCGAUAAUUUUGAUAAUAAUGCAAUCUAUCAUUAAUACCACAAAAUAUGGUAGCGACGAAUGUUAUUUCUUAACUAGUGUCUAUUGUAUAAUUACUUUUUACGAAUGAAAAGGUAGAACUUUUCAUUGCAAUUAUUGCAUAAGGUGGGGGGGAAAUCUAUGUAUCUGAAGUAGUAAUUUCACAGAGAAGUACUUGCCAAGACAAAAACACGAGAAAUGAACUGUCAUUACCUCUGAACAUGUCAAACUACUUCGUAGUUGUUUUUUCACUUCACGCAAUCCAUCUGAACCCAGCACGCCAUGCAGCAGUGAAUGUUAUUAUCGUUCAGGAUACUUCUCACAGAUCUUUGAUGAGUACCCGCCGACAAACUUACGUAAGAGCUAAAGAAUACAAGACAUUGGUAAUGCGCGUUUUAUACAUUAGAUUGGAUUUCAUAAGCUUUAGCGUCGAACUGCGCCCUCCCUAAAUGUCGCCGACCGUUACACAUAAAACUGCUAGCCGACGCGACCAGCACUCUAAAUAAUGAAUGAAACAAAUUCCACUAUCCGGUCCGAAUGACUGUAGUGCUGAAGCGAUCUCGGACCGAAAGAUCGCUAGAUCGAGUCCCGUCUCGGGCAUGGUUGUAUUUGUGUUCGGCCUUGUACCCUAUAUCAUUAGCAUAAUAU
Molecule: messenger RNA, 3250 nt
Organism: Gryllus bimaculatus (two-spotted cricket)
Lineage: Eukaryota; Metazoa; Arthropoda; Insecta; Orthoptera; Gryllidae
Source: the annotation of a GenBank genome assembly